GCACAUUUCCCCUAAUUAAGAGAAUAGAAGAGACAGCAGCUUAGGCUCUUAAGUAACUAAGACAGAAAUUCUUCAAAUGGGUCGAGUAAGCGACAAACCUCGAGAACACACCCCAACUUAAAUUCAAAAUACAACCACAACCCAACCACCUUCUACAACAUUGUGAUCUGAGAAUUUGAAUCUGCUGCUGUCCUUGCCUUCACGCAGUUCUUGCUUCCAUUCCUCUGCACUUAACCCAAACCCCACACAUGUAACACCUCGUUGCUAAACAAAAAAAACAAAACCAAACAUGCUCCCUCCUAACAACAACGUUCGCAUUUCCAACAUCAUUACUCUCCUCUUUCUCUUCCUCUGUCUCUCCAUUCCCCUCACUUCAUCUCUCAACUCAGACGGUCUCUCAUUACUCGCCCUAAAAGCCGCCAUCGACGUCGACCCCACCGGAAUCCUCAACUUCUGGUCCGACUCAGUUCCCACACCCUGUAACUGGGAAGGAGUAUCAUGCACCAACAACGACCGAGUCACUCAACUCACCCUCCCUUCAAAAUCCCUCUCAGGCUACUUACCCUCCGAGUUAGGCCAACUCACUGAACUCACCUCCCUUAUUCUCCACAACAACAAUUUCACCAAAACCAUUCCUUCUUCACUCUUCAACACCACCAACAAACUCAUCGUCUUAGAUCUUUCUCACAAUUCUCUCACCGGUCCUCUUCCAUUAUCAUUCACUUCACUCAAAUCUCUCAUCCAUUGUGAUUUAUCUUCCAACUUUCUCAACGGCUCUAUUCCGGACACUUUAACCGAACUCACCGCUUUAACCGGAACUUUGAAUCUCUCUUUUAACAGCUUCUCCGGUGGGAUACCGGCUUCUUUAGGUAAUCUUCCGGUGGAAGUUAGUUUGGAUCUCCGUGAUAACAACCUCACUGGCGAAAUACCUCAGGUGGGGUCCUUGAUGAAUCAAGGACCCACUGCUUUUUCCGGAAAUCCCGGACUUUGCGGGUUUCCAUUACGGGACCUUUGUCCGGAUGGGGAUAAGGUUCCGGAUCGUUUGCCGGAAGACCCGAAUCCGAACCCAAUUGCUAUUCAAACGGGUUCGGUUCAAGAUCAGAGGCAAGGGAGUGGGUUGUUGGUUGUUGUUGUUGUGGUUUUGAUUUCUCUCGGGGGUGUGGUGGUUUUGAUGUCGGUGUUGGCACUCAGGCGACGGAAGAGGUUGAAUGAAGGGGAAGGUGAAGGUGGGUUUGAAAAGAGGAAGGUGGAGAGUGAGGUUUUGGGUUCUGGGGAAGAGCAGAAGGGUAGAUUUGUGGUGUUGGAUGAAGGGUUUGGGUUGGAGUUGGAGGAUUUGUUGAGGGCUUCUGCUUAUGUAGUGGGGAAGAGUAGGAGUGGGAUUGUGUAUAAGGUUGUUGGUGUUGGGAAAGGGUUGGUUCCGGCGGGGACGGCGGUGGCCGUUCGGCGGCUGAGUGAAGGUGAUGAUGGAGGUUUAAGGUUCAAGGAAUUUGAGUAUGAGGUGGAAGCUAUUGGGAGGGUGAGACACCCUAAUGUAGUACCUUUGAGAGCUUAUUACUAUGCAAGUGAUGAGAAACUUCUUAUCACUGAUUUCAUUCGCAAUGGAAGCUUGCACACUGUUUUGCAUGGUGGACCAUCCGAUUCGUUGCCACCAUUAUCAUGGCCAGCAAGAUUAAGAAUUGCUCAAGGAACUGCAAGGGGAUUGAUGUACAUACACGAGUUUAGUGGUAGGAAGUACGUCCACGGCAACGUAAAAUCGACGAAAAUACUAUUGGAUGAUGAUCUCCAUCCUUAUAUAUCCGGUUUCGGACUUACCCGUCUUGGUUUAGGUAUGUCAAAGUCUACCACCACCACUUUCACGCAUAGGCGGCAAAAUUCGAACCAGUCUAUUGUAGCCUCAGCAAUGAGUUCAAAAGUCGCUGCUUCCUCUAAGAACUACAUGGCACCCGAGUUGCGUGUGACUGGAGCAAAGUUCACUCAGAAAUGUGACGUGUAUUCUUUUGGUAUAGUGUUGUUAGAACUUUUGACGGGUCGGUUGCCGGAUUUAGGACCAGAAAAUGAUCAGAAGGAGCUUGAGAGUUUUGUGAGGAAAGCAUUUAGGGAGGAACAGCCCUUGUCAGAGAUCAUCGAUCCGGCACUUCUGCCCGAGGUUAAUGCUAAAAAACAGGUUGUUGCAGCGUUUCAUGUUGCGCUGAACUGCACAGAACUUGAUCCGGAGUUGCGACCGAAAAUGAGAACUGUGUCUGAGAGCCUUGAUCACAUCAAAAUUCAGUAAGAAAAGGACAGAAAUAGUUGUAAAUUUUGUUCAUGUGGCUAACCAUUAUCUUUUUGUGGUGUUGAUUAUGUAAGAUUAUUGUAGGUAUGGGAAACUAGAUGUAGCUUGUUUCAUGACAAAAGCUAAUGCAUUUAACUCCUUCAAUCUUAGACUUAAUUAGAAAAAUAUUUAACUCCUUUUGUUUUA
Molecule: messenger RNA, 2458 nt
Organism: Lathyrus oleraceus (garden pea)
Lineage: Eukaryota; Viridiplantae; Streptophyta; Magnoliopsida; Fabales; Fabaceae
Product: receptor protein kinase-like protein ZAR1
Exons: 2
Coding region: 290-2272 (660 amino acids)
Biological process (GO): protein phosphorylation
Molecular function (GO): protein binding; ATP binding; protein kinase activity
Source: RefSeq, a predicted model, not a curated record